AUGCAUGAUGGCAUCGUUGGCGGUAAAGUCUCCGUUCCCCACAGUCGACCCUAUAUGGUCUACAUUCGUGAUAAGAUAUCAAAAUUAGCAUGUGGUGGUUUUUUGGUAAGAGAGGAUUAUGUGAUGACAGCUGCCCACUGUAAACAAAGUCAUCUUAUGGUCUAUUUGGGGGUCUAUGACACCAACUUUUUACCUGACGGUAUAGAGGUAGAUCCCAUUCCACAUCCAAAAUUCAGUAUGGAGAGACCAGAUCAUGACGUCAUGCUUCUAAAGGUAAUAUAUAAGAUUGAACUAUUUUAUUAUUUCAAUUUCAUAAUUACCAUCACACUUUGAAAAACGGCCUUUCAUGAUA
Messenger RNA from Sinocyclocheilus anshuiensis, 352 nucleotides. RefSeq names its product mast cell protease 3-like. Bases 1 to 333 code for a protein of 110 amino acids. Gene Ontology annotation, molecular function: serine-type endopeptidase activity. The record is from RefSeq and is a predicted model, not a curated record. The transcript has 2 exons. Gene Ontology annotation, biological process: proteolysis. Lineage: Eukaryota; Metazoa; Chordata; Actinopteri; Cypriniformes; Cyprinidae.